Molecule: messenger RNA, 1134 nt
Organism: Odontomachus brunneus
Lineage: Eukaryota; Metazoa; Arthropoda; Insecta; Hymenoptera; Formicidae
Product: odorant receptor 13a-like
Exons: 7
Coding region: 1-1134 (377 amino acids)
Biological process (GO): sensory perception of smell; detection of chemical stimulus involved in sensory perception of smell
Cellular component (GO): plasma membrane
Molecular function (GO): odorant binding; olfactory receptor activity
Source: RefSeq, a predicted model, not a curated record
AUGUUACUCACGAGCACGAUCAGUUCACCGUUAAAGAUCGGUCUUCAAAUCCUCGGCGUUUGGCCGGACAUGCCAUACAUUUCUUUUUAUCGGCUGAUUUAUAUGUCAUGUUUACUGUCUGUACAUUAUUUUCAACAAUUGUACCUAUUUGCCAACUGCAGUAUCGGCGAACUGGAGAAUCUCGUAGGGCCAUUAGCAACGCCCCUUAAACUGACGACACUUUGGGUGAAUCGUCGAAGGAUUCGCGAACUACUGGAUUCUAUGGACACUGAUUGGCGCGAGUGCGUUAACAUCGAUCAGCAUUUGCACUUAAUGAGGACGAAAGCUAGCAACUCACAGUUUUGCGUAAUGGCUUUCUUGAGUUUCGUCUUGCCGUCCGCAGUAAUCUACUUCGGGGGUGAUAAUGCGAUAGCUAUCAUACAUCAAGUGAACGGUGACAAUUAUACUUCACGACCGUUUCCUAUGAAGGUGCUAUUUCCUUUUGAGGCUGAGCAAUCACCGUUCUACGAGUUGCUGGUCGUCUUAUUAUUUCUGCAUGGAGUAUUAACGGUGUAUACGGUUGCUAUUAUAAACGGGCUAAUCUUUUCUCUGGUAUUUCAUGUAAGCGGACAAAUCGAUAUCAUAUAUCAAGAGUUGAAAACUAUAUCUAUGAAAGUGAGCUAUGACGGAUCUGCUGAGUUUACAAUAGGAAUGCUGAUCGAAAAGCACAAUAAAGUCAUCGAAUUUGCCGAAAAUGUCGAUAAGCUAUAUUCCUUUAUAACUUUUUUGCAAAUUUUUCCUAAUACUUCACUUAUUUGCAUACUGGCAGUCACCACUAUCGCUUCUGUUAAUAGUGACGUCAGUCUAGCGAAAAGCGGAUUACCUUACGCCGGUAUAACGGCGGAGAUAUUUAUAUUUUGCUUCAUUGGAGAAUAUCUUGGUAUUAAGAGUAGGUCACUCGCUGAUGCGGGGUAUAACUCUUUAUGGUACAAUAUGUCACCUAGCUACAGUAAAAAUGUAUUGUUCAUAAUAAUGAGAUCUCAGAAACAAUUGACCAUCACGGCCGGAGGAUUAAUGAAUUUAUCAUUAGAAGUCUUCACGAGUAUGAUGAAAGCUUCGGUAUCGUUUAUAUCUGUUUUGCAUGCAAUGUAUUGA